AUGAUUCUAGCGAAAGUACAUUAAGCGAUUGUUCUGGGAAGCAUUGCUGUAAUGGCAAGGAUCCUUGCGGAUUUGUUUUACCAAAUCCUUCUACAGAAUACUCCAGUAGCCUGGAUACCAUCAGCACAGCUCAAGCACCCACUACCGCCAGCUUCGACAACCACGAGUUUCGACUCCUCCAUAUAACUUUAAAAGUGGGGUUCAGGGUCUGCUGUGCAGGGUGUGGGCCUCUGAACAAACUUCCUGGUCUUUUGAAAACUUUCCAAGAGGUCUCAAGUGUGCAGAUUCAUCACAAAUCUUCACAAGUGGAAUUCUAUCUCAAGGAGUCGUCGGUGCUCAAUGAGAAAAACUUGGUUGAGGUUCUUGGUCGGAGGGCUCCUCAGUGCACAUUUGAGAAAAUAGCAUUUGGACCUGGCUUUGAACUGAUAGUUGAUGGGGAUGCCUCUGGGUAUACAACAGGAUAUCCAAACGGCGUGACAGGUGUUGUUAAGAUUGGGAAGAACAGUAUUCUUGUAAAUUAUGAACCGACGGUUAUUGGCGCAAGAACGGUCCUCUCACACCCCUUUUUUCGCAAUCCCAUUCUUGCCCCACGAUCGCCACCCCUUCAGAUAUCGAAGGAAAAAUCAAAAUUGCGCAAGUUGGUACUAGUUUCCGUUCUCUCGGCCGUUUUUACGACGCCUGUUCUUGUUCUGGCCUACACAGGAGAACACAUCUACAAUGAAGUACGAAGGGGAGCGAUUGAAUUGGCCUUGGCAACAGUCGUUCAAUUUGGUAUUGGGGGUUUCUUUUACAAAACGGCCUACAAAGAUUUUCGUUCCACUGGUAAACCAGGAAUGGAUAUGCUUGUUGUUCUCUCAACGACUACCGCGUACAUAUGUUCGGUUUCUGCCUAUAUAUCUUUGGCCUUGGCCCAUCCAUUCUAUCUGAAGCCAUUUUUCGAGGUCAGCACACUGCUAGUGACUCUCAUCAUGGCUGGAAAAGCCAUUAGUGCAUUUGCUCAUCAGAAAGCCCUGGAUUCGAUAUCCAUGGAAUCACUCCAACCCUCGCUGGCGAACCUAACUACCGGUCCCGAACCCAGCAACGAAGUUCUGCCGAUAGAUGUGCGCCUGCUGGAAUACAACGACGUAUUUGUCAUUCGCCCGAAUGAAACCAUAAUUACUGACGGCUGCGUCAUUUCUGGCGAAUCAGAAAUUGACGAAUCAAUGGUCACAGGAGAAUCAGCUUUGGUUCAUAAAACAGAAAAUUCAAAGGUCAUCGCAGGCUCGGUUAACCAUUCGGGGAUAUUGAAGGUUCGCGUUUCUCGCUUGGUCCAUGAGAAUACCAUCAAAACCAUUGGCGAUAUGGUAGAUGAAGCGAAAUCGUCGAAAUCCAAAAUUCAGGAUACUGCCGAUCUUGUUGCUAGGCAUUUUGUCCCCGUGAUUUUUACCAUCACCUUGGCUGUUUUCACUAUCUGGUCUAUUGUUGGUGUCUUGGUGCACAAAAAGAGUCCAGCAGAUGCAUGCUUCAUCGCGGCUUCUUAUGCUAUUUCAACACUGGUUGUUUCUUGUCCAUGUGCUAUUGGCCUUGCAGUUCCCAUGGUAAGUCAGUCAUAAUUGCACCUUAAUUUAAAUAAAAUCUUUAUGUAUAUAUAUACACAUGUGAAUCUAAUGCUUUUAGGUUGUCGCCAUCGCAGGAGGCGUAGGCGCGAAACACAGUUUAAUUUUGAAAACAUCUCAGACUAUGGAGAUUGCCCGAAAGACCACGCAUGUUAUAUUUGAUAAAACUGGAACUCUGACAGAAGAAAAGGUCUCUGUGGUCUUCGAAGAUUAUUCAAAAGACAAGUCUGAACAUAUCGCAUCUAUCAUACAUGCGACCUCUGCAGUCAGCGUUCAUCCUACAAGUAGCGCCAUGGUCGCACAUUUCAACGAAGGCAAGGUCGAUUGUGCACCACUGGAAGCGGCAACCUUCAUUCCAGGAAAGGGCGUGGAAGCUAAACUGGAUGGGGAAGUAGUUCGAGUUGGAAACCCAUACUGGCUAGGUGUUGAAGCUUCUCCCGCUGUGUUAGAGGCAUUGCGCCGCAAUUUGUCAAUAUGCUGUAUUAGUAAAAAUGAUCAGCUCCUGGCAACAUUCGGACUCCAAGGCCGACUUCGCAAAGAUGCGCUACAAACAAUCAAAGAGUUGCAACGACGUUCUAUUUCUGUCUCAAUCAUCAGCGGUGACAACGAGCCAGCUGUCCAAGCGCUAGCUUUACAAGCUGGUAUUCCAUCGCAAAAUACACAUUCUCUGUGUAACCCCAGCGGAAAACGAGACUACAUCUCCGAGCUUCAAAAAGACAAAAGCAACGUAGUGUUAUUUUGCGGCGACGGCACAAACGACGCCAUAGCAUUAGCUCAAGCCAACAUAGGAGUUCACAUGAGCGGGGGCACGGAAGUAGCGCAAGAUGCCGCAGAUGUCGUUCUGAUGCGGCCUUCUCUGGCUAGCAUCAUUAGCCUGAUCGAUCUCUCCAAAGCCUUCCAUAGACGUGUACUCUUCAACUUCAUUUGGUGUUUCGUCUAUAAUAUCUUCGCGGUCAUGUUGGCGGCGGGUGCUUUCCUUGUUUUUAGGAUACCACCCCAGUAUGCUGGGCUAGGGGAGGCUGUCAGUGUUUUGCCUGUUAUUUUUGUUGCGGUUUCGUUGCGGUGGGCGGAGUUUUAGUUUUGUUGCAUCUUACUUUUCUUUAUGCG
This is a messenger RNA of Hymenoscyphus albidus, 2702 nucleotides long. NCBI's taxonomy places the organism in Eukaryota, Fungi, Ascomycota, Leotiomycetes, Helotiales, Helotiaceae. The record is from the annotation of a GenBank genome assembly.